This is a messenger RNA of Sugiyamaella lignohabitans, 3048 nucleotides long. RefSeq lists its product as uncharacterized. The coding region runs from base 1 to 3048 and encodes 1015 amino acids. Gene Ontology annotation, molecular function: DNA binding; zinc ion binding; DNA-binding transcription factor activity, RNA polymerase II-specific. Gene Ontology annotation, biological process: regulation of DNA-templated transcription; DNA-templated transcription. NCBI's taxonomy places the organism in Eukaryota, Fungi, Ascomycota, Dipodascomycetes, Dipodascales, Trichomonascaceae. The record is from RefSeq and is a predicted model, not a curated record. The transcript has a single exon.
AUGUCUCCGAGUACAUCUGGACUCAAGGAAGAGGACCAGCCACCGGCACAGGCUCCUAAAAAACGACAGAGAAUCUCAAGAGCUUGUGAUACUUGUAGAAAGAAGAAGAUUAAAUGUGACGGAUUACGACCUACCUGCAACAACUGUCGAAAUGGGUCUGCUCCAUGUGUAUAUACAAUUGUCGAGAAAAAACCUGGGGUGACCAGGAAAAGAGCUACCAAUAUUGUUAAAUUGGAGUCUCGACUUGAUAGAAUAGAGAGCAUGCUAGAGGCCCUGAUACCGGUCGGUAGCAAGAAGAGAAGUAGAAAGCAGCGUCAACAAAAUGAGGGUGAAGAAUCCGACGACGAAGACAAUGACAAAUCCGAGCAUGAAAUUGAUAACGAUAACGACCAUGAUCAUAAUAAUAAUGAGGAUGACGACCAUGAGGAAGACGACGGCGACGGCGAUAGUGAUAAUGACAAUGAUGACGACGAAGAUGAUCCACUGAACGAAACUGCCGACGGCGAGACGAACCCUGAGGAGAACUUCACGCCCGAUGAAUGGGCUAUUCAGGACAUGGAUGUUCCAGAAGGCGGGAUGAUGAUUAAACUGCGAUCGAAAGUGAAAAUUACAAGGAAAUCUGAUAUGUUCAGUAGGACAAUGGCUCGUGCUAAUACGCAGUUUUGCGGGCCAGGCCCGAAUUUCGCGCUAUUAUCAAGUUCAGGAAUUAAAUGGAUCGGAGAGAAAAUCGACGAUAGCAAGAUUGCUGAUAAACUAGCAGCCCCAUUUAUGGAAAUUAUGAGCUAUGAACUCGAAAAAAUACGACCCAUGAUCGAGCCUAUGAUGAAAGCACAUCCAAUUGAUAAAAGGCUGCUGGAUGUAUGUAUUGAUGCUUUUGAGAACGGGCCGUCUAAUUGGAAGUUAAUCAUUGCUAGAGAUGAGAUUGACGAGAUUGUUCGUGCUGAAUAUUACGACGAGUCGCUGCCUCCAAACGGUUACUCAGAAUACUUUGUUCUCAGUGCACUGGUUGUGAUUGGUCUGCCUUUUAUUCUUCGAAACCCCGAAUUAAGAGCAAAGAUCCCCCAUUAUGUAACUGAGAAAGAUCUGGAAACUCUGGCCUCACGAAGUUUUGCCAACUGUCUAUUUUACUGUCGGCGUAUAACUCUCAUGCAUCCAAAUAUUACAUCAAUUAAAGCACUAUUAUUGCUUGUGCUGGCUUUUGAAUGUUCGGAAUUCCCCCAUCCUGUCGCAUAUAUUUUAAAAACGGCGACCCACCUUGCAAAUGAGAUGGGUCUGAAUCGAAGAGAAAGCUGUAUGGGUCUCGGCAAGGAAGAAGCCAACCGGCGGAAGAGUCUGUUUUGGAUGAUGUACAUAUUUGACCACGACGUUGCCAUGAAAGUGUGUCGCAGUCCUAAUUUCAUGGAUUUCGACAUUAGUAUUGAUAUGCCCGAAUUUGACAAAUCUGAUCCAAGAUACAAUGAUGUCGAGUUUCUCAAGAUAAUUGUUUCGUUUUUUCAUUUGUCGGCCGACUGUUAUAUGAGAUUAUGGUCUCCAAAAGCUAGCACUCGACGACCUGUGGAUAUUGUUAAAGACGUGCAAUACUGUGACGAGCAGCUGGAGAAGUGGAAACGGUCUCUGCCUCCUGAGAAACAACCUGGGUGUGUUCUUGAAUAUUUCACGGUGUACGAUCCGGCUCAUGAGACCCAGAACAAAGAGUUUUUUGAAAAGGUCGGGGUCCUAUAUAUGCAUUAUGUCUAUUACCAACUUCUGUCUAGUAUUCAUCGAGUAGUGGCAUAUCACCCGUCAUGGGUUUACGCUCUAGUUGAGGAAGAAAAGGCUUUGGCGUCAAAGACAAAACCAAAGAGCAAUAAUGGGAGUAACCAUACUACACCGAAUUCAAAGACAACUCCUGGAGCCAGUCCGUCUGGAACCAAUAAUUCAAGGCAGUCUGCUGCCAAUGAUGCCGGUCUUCUAGCUGUGGAUGAUUCUCCGUUGAUCUCUUUACAUUAUAAAUAUCCUCGACUGUUCAGUUCGUUGGAUAUUUGUAAUCAUGCUGCGCGAAGAACGAUUGAGCUCGUUCAAAGGACUAAGAGCUGGGGCCAGCUGUUUCUAUGGGCGUCUGUAUAUUUCUCCACAAAUGCUUUAAUUACUCUGGUGGUUAAAUGUCUGACAAAACCGUUUGAUGCUACUACAAAGCUAGAUCUGGAUACCUUGAAGUCGGUACCUGAAGCGUUUUCUGAGAUGCAGUCGUUAAUGCCCAGACCCAAUGCCGUUGUUGAUACAGUGGUCGAGUUCUGGACCAUUCUAUUCGACAUUGCCAAACUGUUUGUGGAGAAAUCCCAUACCACGGGAUCUAAUGGAUUCUCGUCACCCUCAUCGACCACCAGCGACCAUCAACACCACCAGGUCAAACGAAUCAAAUUAAGACGCGAAAAAAGUACCAACAGUCUCAAGAGUAGCGAGUCUCCUGGUACCCACAAUGAAUUGAGACACAUGUCCAGCAGCGGCGCGUCGUCCAAUACUCCAGCAACAUCGACUUCGUCUGUCGGACCCACUAUACCAGUAGGAAGUAAACAGUCGCCAGGGAAUGCUCCAGGGAAUGCAUCCUGGCCAUCUUUUUCUUCAGCCAUUCAUCAACCUUCUUCAGAUGGACUUCUUCCCACUGAUGGUUCGGCGUAUGUUCCCAUUGCUCAACGAAUGAACUUUGGUUAUGGAUUCAGAGACAACCAGCCGGAUCCCAAUAGUGGCGCUGGCACGUCUCCACUGGGAACAUAUACCACUCCUAUGAUAAAUACAAUGGGACCGCCUGGUCGAACUUCUGGAAUUCCUGUCACUUCAAACCCGAACGCACCUUCAAAUAUCAAUAACAUCCCGCCAGGCUUCUCACCCCACAUGAACAUGGCUCCGGACCCGUCACAGCCGUCUCAAUUCAACUCCCUCCCAGAACUGGCCAACGUCGACUGGAUCCCUGACCCGGAUCUCAUUCAAAACCUGUUCCAUAUCUCGUCGUACCCCUUUUCCUGGGACGGCGACAUCAGCGUCUUCUCUGGCCUCAGCCAGUCGCCGUGA